GACACAGGGCCACCCGCCAUAACGAACGUAGCGUGGUGUGGAGAGUGCGUUUGAAUGAAUGUUGGCCGUUUUUAUUUAAAAUAAUUGUGAUAAAGACUCAUUGCUGAUUCGGGUUAGUGGCGAAAAACAAAUGUUCAUGAACAUCUUCAAUCAAGUGAUGUGAAUGUUCAGUCGAAAAACAAUUUGUUUUGUAUUUGAAAUGAUGAAUAUGGAUGUUGCCCAGAAAUUAAAUUUCGACGCUUACGAUAUUGAGGACGAGGAGCUCAACAUCAGCUGUCGCACUAACAGUUCGGGAUGCGAUGUUGAUGAUGUGUUAGAUUCAUCUGAGGAUUUUACACCCUCCCCACAACCUAGACAAUUGUUUAACUCAAUGGACUGUAGUGACAGUGAUAAUUCGCCGAUUCAUGACAAAACACCAGCUAUCGUCGUGACAGGGACGAGUGCCAGAAAUUCCCAUCGUGACUGUGGCCCUCAUUCGAGACUGGCAAUGGCCUGCAGUCCACCUUACAAGAGGGUAAGAGCCCUCCGACUAUUUGAUUCUCCAGCAACACCAAAAACAUUGAUUGAAAAAAGUACAAUGCAUACGCCAGUGCCAUCGAGAUGUAGCAGAUUAUUUCCGGGUGAUAAACCGAGACCAGUGGCCUCGAGCUACCAGUCAAAGAGUGACAAACCAACCGCUAAUGUCAAUCCUUUUACACCUAAUGGAAUGUUGCUGACAGCCAGAAAGAGGAGUAGAUCAAAACGUAGUCUCAAUGGUUCACCCGGCAUAAGGAUACCAAAGUUUGAUCUUCCCGACACAGAUGACUCAGACACAGAGAUAGAGCAGCCAACGAAACGCGUUGCUUUGAACGAAUCCAACAUUCCCCGAUAUAAGCAGGAAUUCCAUGAGUUGAAAUUGAUAGGUGCUGGUGAAUUUGGUUCAGUCUACAAAUGUAUAAAUCGUCUCGAUGGAUGUACAUAUGCGAUAAAGAAGAGCCUCAAACCCGUGGCAGGCAGUGUUAAUGAGAAAAAUGCACUGAACGAGGUUUACGCACACGCUGUCCUCGGUAAACAUCAGCACGUGGUGCGUUAUUACUCCGCAUGGGCCGAGGACAAUCAUAUGAUUAUUCAAAAUGAAUUUUGCAAUGGUGGCAGUUUGGCGGAUGACAUUAUUAAACGCCAGAAAGAAAAUCGUGCCUUCACCGAAGCUGAACUGCAUCAGUUGCUUCUACAUGUUGCCGAGGGGCUCAGGUACAUUCAUAGCAUGCAGUUAGUUCACAUGGACAUCAAACCUGGCAACAUCUUUAUAUCUAAGGAGAAACGGCUGUUGGCACUGAAUUAUGACUCUGCUGAUGAUGGAUUCGAUGAAGAGGAGACUCUCGAGGAGGAAAUCACGUAUAAAAUCGGCGAUCUAGGUCAUGUUACGUCUAUCAGUAAUCCCACUGUCGAAGAGGGCGAUUGCAGAUAUUUAACAACUGAAAUAUUACAUGAAGAUGUUUCACAUUUGACCAAAGCUGAUAUUUUUGCACUUGGGCUUACGGUUUAUGAAGCAGCGGGUGGUGGCCCGUUACCAAAAAAUGGACCUGAGUGGCAUUCUAUUAGGCAGGGCAAUUUAAAGGAGCUGCCGCAGUACAGCAGAGAUCUUAAUGAACUGCUCAAGCUUAUGAUUCAUCCAAAUCCUGAAACAAGACCUUCAGCAGUGUCCCUCAUCCAGCACCGGGUACUCUGUCCAUUUGGCAAUAAAACAAAGGCCCAAUUGCGACGUGAACUCAAUGAGGAAAAACAAAAGAAUGAAAUAUUAUUGAAACAACUUCAAGAGGCUGCCAAGUGUCUCAACACAAUUGCUCCAAACGUGACUGCCAUUAAUAAUUCGUUGACAUCGAGUGGUUACAGGCUGAGGCCAACGCCAAACAGAACAUCAUCCAGAGCCAUAGGUAAAAAAAUCAAUCGUAGCAGUAGUACAACCAAUUUUUAAGAAUCUCGAUUCAACGAUGAGCACGACAGGUUUUUUUAUAGUUUUAAAAUACUUUGAAUGGGCAAGGGCCGGGAGAGGGGGUGCCUAGAGGUGCCUUGAUAAUGUGAUAUCAUAUUAACUCUAGAAUAAUAAAAGAUUCCAUUUAAAAUUUCACUAAAUGCCGUGAGAAUGCUGAGAGAAAAACUGAAACAAAUGAAAUUCAUAAAAAUUGUCCAAUGUACGCAGAGUAGAGCCCAUUGAGAAUCAUAAUUUUCAAAAAUUCUAAUUAUAAUAAUUUUUUCCCAAAAAAUAAUUUUAUCAUUCACAAUUGAUUUUACAUUAUCAAACAAACCAGAAUUCACAAAUGGGAAUUGAAUAUCAAUCAUUUUUUAUGUUAUUGCUAUAAUGUUUUGAAUAUACCAUCCCUUUCGAAUGGGAAAAAAAUCGGUUGAAUGAUUUGUUUCUGAAUUAUCAAUUGAUUAUCAUCAAAUAUCAGUGAAAAUCUACUCCACGUACGUUAAAAUAUCUAGCUCAGAAUCACUGAGAAUUCGAUAAACAAACAUCUAAAAAUCACUAUAGAAACGUUUUAUAAGAUUAAAUUAUUUUUGUAGCAGUUUUAAUCGUCUUCGAUUAUUAUUAUUAAUAUUAUUAUUAUUACUCCAUCUUUCUACUAUAAUUGUUGCAACGUGUUUCUUUUUUUUUUAUCAAAUUCCUGGUUAAAACAGGAUUAAAACUUUCGUGUAAAUAGUGAGUCAUUGGCAAAAUGGACAAAGUUAUUUUAAAUGCGCAUUUAGGUUUUCUCAGGCAGUUAAAAACAAUCACAAACUUGUUUUCUCAUAUUUUAUUGUGUUAUAAUGACUCAAUGCAACAAAAGACUCAUGAAAAACAAAGUAUUCAAAACAUUUUCAACAUUUUUGCUUUUUGAGUAAAGAGAGAAAUCUCUCCAAUUUCAGUAGAAACAGUAAUUAACUAUAACCCCUGUGUUGACUCGCUCUGUAAUUAGUAGCAACGAAUUAGCUAUGUGAUCAUCACGAACUCUUAAAAAUGAGAGCAAUUCAAUUUUGUACGAGGAGAAAAAAAAAAAUUGAAUUGAACAGAUUUAUUUUACGGACAGAACAAAUGGAUUUUUUAAAGUAAAUAUGAGUGAGACGAUAACAAAAAAAGAUGAAAUAGUUAUGCCAAUGAGGGUGGAGCCCUGGCAGGAAGGAGGCUGCAUGCGGCAGUUGCCAUUUUUUAUAAAGCCGAGCAGGAAAAAUAAGAAAAAAAGAUUUGUUAUUUUACAUUAUUCGCUAUUAAUCUAUUAAUAUUAUUUUUAUUAUAUUAUUAUACGAAAAAUCAAUGAAAGAAAAAGGAAUAAACAAAACGUCGUAGUGUA
Messenger RNA from Diachasmimorpha longicaudata, 3308 nucleotides. Its product is annotated as wee1-like protein kinase. The record is from RefSeq and is a predicted model, not a curated record. Gene Ontology annotation, cellular component: cytoplasm; nucleus. The transcript is spliced from 4 exons. The coding region runs from base 164 to 1954 and encodes 596 amino acids. Gene Ontology annotation, biological process: mitotic cell cycle; negative regulation of G2/MI transition of meiotic cell cycle; protein phosphorylation. Gene Ontology annotation, molecular function: ATP binding; non-membrane spanning protein tyrosine kinase activity; magnesium ion binding. Lineage: Eukaryota; Metazoa; Arthropoda; Insecta; Hymenoptera; Braconidae.